CGAGCGAAUCAGGAUCCUGCCACGGAAAACGGAGGAAAAGGGGCUGGAAAACAGGAAAAGUUGCCGCCGUACCAAAGGAAACGGGACCGCGCGGGUUUUCCAACGGCGCUUCCGAGGAUACCGUCAGCCGCCAGCCAGCGAGGACACUUGGAUUUGGAACGUCGGCGGUUUUUCGAUCGUCUUCCCUUUUUGAUCGCGCCGCGCCAUCGAAAUUCGAGGUGCAGUGCGUGCGUUUUGUACGUGCGUGUUGUGUGUGUGCGCGUCUCCCGUCUCGUGAGGCAGGGUGUGCAAAAAUUGCCCGGAAAGGCGCACCCGAAAAGUGGGUGAAACAAGAAAUAUCCUGUCUGCCCCCGGGAGGGUGCUCCAAUUAGGUGUUUGUCCGCGCGAAAAGUGCAUGUCGUGUGCGUGAAGCGAAGAGGCAGCGUGGCGUUUUCGUGAAUGUCACAACGGGGGGGCUUUCCCCGCCGUCCACGGCUCUCCACAUCCAAGAGUGCGGGGAGUGCAUGAAGUGCAGCAGCUGCAGUUGCAGCAUUAUCAUCGUCACCAGCAACAACAACAACAAUAACAACAGCAGCUCUAGCGGCAGCAGCCCAACAAUCGUCGUUGGCCGCGGCAAGAGAAAGGAAAAGCAAAGGCUGAAGCAGACGGUGACGACGACGACGACGAAGAAGAAGAAGAAGGAGGCGAGACUGCCUUCUCCAACUCGGUCCAGAGGGUUGUGAGUGCGUAGCGCCGGUGUGAGGCAGGCGACGUAGCGUGGAAUUAUGUCGGAUGUGAAACGUGUGACGCUGACCACGAUAAGUGAUGUGGUAAGGAAGGGUGGUGCCGGUGGUGGACCGACUGCCUCCAUCUCCACCGGAAGCACCAUCAUGUCAUCGUCCUCCUUCGGUGGUGGAGCAUUUUCGCAGUUCGAGCUACCGACCACCGGCGCCAGUCCGUUCGCCUCCGGUUCGUCCAUGUUUGGUGGCGCAGCGGGCGCCAAGGAUGCCAUCGGCGGAGGAACACAGGGGAAUAAUAAUGGAGGCAGCGGUAGCGGAUCAUCGAAGAAGCAGAAAUCCGUGCGUCUCGAGCUGAACCUCUUCGAACCGACCGCCGACAGCUUCCCGGAGUUCAACUUCUCCAAACUGAUCCACGAAGAGCAGAAACGGCUGAAAAAGCUACAGAAGAAGCACGAUGAAGAAGCAAAUGGUUUUCUGUCCGAUCCGGAACUGGACAAUGACGUGGCCCGCAUGGCACGGGAACUGGAACUGAAGUACGGUUCCGGAUCGGCGUACGCCAGCAGCAAGAGCUCCAAGCACGCUCGACCUGCUAAGCUGGACUACUGUGAUCGCGGCGCCGGCUAUGAUGAGGAAGACUCGUUCAUUGACAACUCGGAAGCAUACGAUGAACUGAUGCCACAGGAAAUUGAAACGGUCGGUGGAGGAUUCUACAUUAAUUCGGGUCAGCUCGAGUUCAAGCAGUUGUCCAACUUUGAGCGUCCGGAAGACGCGCAGCGUAUGCCGAAACCGAAGAAACGUGCCCUGUCCACCUCCUCCGAGAGUAGCGACGGUGAGGCCGAGCAGGAAACUGCCGAAUCCAAAUCGAAAUCCCAGGAAACCACAAACGCUCAGUCUGCGGGCGAGAAGGUUGUAUCCAGCCAUAAGGAUCUCGGAGCUCAACAGCAACAGCAGCUACAGCCAGCACCAGCACAGCCAAUGGAAUGUCAGUCAGGAAAUGAAGAUGAUAAGGCCACAUCUUCCGUGGUAGCUACGGGUGGCGCAACAGCAGCCCCUACCGGAAUUCAGGACGAAAAGGUUCGGUUGAAUGGUCACGUAACGAAGAAGCAGAAGCUGAACGAUAAUGGCCAAUCAGCAGCACCGAAGGGAGGAAGUGGCACCGUGGAAGCGAUGGUUGAGGAUAAACUAGUGCAUUCUCCGGGUGCCACUGGUGUGCCAGCGGUGACCGGAGGUGAAAAAGAUACGAAAUCGAAUGGCGUGAAAGGUGGAGGAAAGUCAACCAGUUCGGCCAGUGCGACAAAAAAGGAUGAGGCAGCGGUGACCACCGCCGAGGGUGGUGGUGUGAAGACGAUAAAGACAACGACGGUGAAAGAUAUGCUGCGUGCGAAACGGGACAGCUUGCGGAAGAUGGAGCAAGAGAAGAAGGGUCGAUCGAGUGGUUCGAGCCGUGUGUCCAGCUCGGAGGCAGAGGAAGACGGUGAUGAUGGUGGAGGGGACGAGGAUGACGAGGAGGAUGAUGAGGAGAACGAUGACGAGGAUGAAGAUGAUGAGGACGACGAUGAGGAUGAGGAUGACGAUGAGGACGAGGGUAGAAGUGAGAAGAACUCACACGAUACCCGCUCCGAGGUCGACAUUGGCUCGGAUAGUGAAUCCAGUCGCGAUAGUGCCAGGGAAAAACCGGUGGCCAACGUUUCACCCAGCGUGCCAUCGACGAUGCCCAACAGCACAAUGACCAACACCACCACCACCACUACCACUACCAGUGCUGUUGCUGGUUCUAUCGUUAGUGCUACUGGUGCUGCUGCUGUUGCCGAUCCUCCGAUGAUGAAUGGGGGACCAACGGAAACAGAACUGCAACAACAGCAGCUACAAAAGCAGCAACAGAUUGAAGAACGGAAGCGAAAGGAAUGCAAACUGCCCGAUGGAAUCGGAGAGUCGCUACGCAACGACAUUGGCACGCUGGUAGAGCUGGCCAACAGUCAGCCCGGUGGCGGUGGGAAGCUUAACUAUUUCGAUAGCAAAGUGACCGAUCUGAUGCUGCAGAUCGAUGAAGCAUGCCGUAGCUACGGUGGUUCGGGUUCGAACAGUACACGGAACGUGGUAUUCCGCUAUCUGGAGGCACAUCUCUCGAUCAGUCGACAAUCGUUGCAGCUAAAACUGAAGAAGAUGCGGAUCCGGUUGCUAGAGAACCGCUCCAAGAGCACGCUGGGAAAGUUGGAAAGUACGGUGAACCAGAUGAUGCCCGCCAUUCUGGCCAAAUACGAACUGGACUGUGCGAAGGUACAGGAGAUCCGUGCUGCGCAGCAGGCACAGGCGGCCGCGACUGCUGCUGCUACUGCUGCUGCCGCCGCCGCCGCCGCUGCCAGCGUCGCAAACAGUAACAGCAUUAGUGGUUCCUCUUCGGCCACCACAUUGAUGACGAAUGGGGCGGAGAAGCCGGAAGCGUCACCGUCAGUGCCACAGGUACGCAAUCCAAAGAAACGGUUCCCCUGGAACGAUCGUUCGAGCGUGUUGCUAUGGGAACUGUUCACGCUCCGAACGGACAUGUACGCGCUGGUGCGGCCACGCAACGAAACGCAGGAAGAGUUUGUGGCCGAAUAUCUGCGCACCCGGGUGGUACCGCUGUGGCCGAAGGGAUGGAUACGGUACGAGGAUCUACAGAAGGAGCUCGAUCGCCGGAAAAAGGUGUUGGCCAAGAUUCAAGGAGCUGCCGCUGGUAUCGGUGGUGGUGCUGCUGCUGCUUCUGGUUUGAAGGAACCACACAGCAAGAAACCAAUCAUCAUGCUUUCACCACUAACUUCACCUGGUCUACCGGAAUCGACUGGCACGAAGAUGAACGGGGUGCCAAGUUCCGCCACCGAUAUGACGAUGAGUACCGGCGGUUCUCAGCGGAGCACCAGCAGCCAAUCGACGAGUGGCAGUAAAUCGAAGCAAACGGACUCGAACGAAAGAUCACCGUCAGUUGCCACUGGUGUUGCCACUUCCACUGCCAGCCUCACCGGUGUUCUCCCGUAUAUGGGCGAUGGAUUGUCUCCGAAUCAUUCUUCCCUCCACAAGCGUACCUCCGAUCAUAGUAUUAGCAACAUCAUGAACUCACCUCCCCUUCCACCGCCGGCCAGCACCAUGGACAGCCGACAUUCUCCGGGCGAAGCCAACCGGAGUGCUAGCGGACGAAGCAAUCACAGCGGCAAUCGACGAUGCUCGUUCGACGACGAUCAUUCGGCGGGGUCACAUGCACAGCAACGACUCGAACCGGUAGUGGUAAGCUCUACGAGCUCCAAGGAUGGUUCCUCGCCUCGCCGGGUACACUUUCCAGGGGUCACCGAUGGCAAGGGAUCUUCCUCGCAUCAUCAUCAUCAUCAUCAUCGAAGAACGAGCCGCGAAGAGGACAGUGACAGUAGCAUUGAAAUCAUUGCCGAGUACAGCAUGACCGCCGGUGGUGGAGUUCAUGGAUCGAAAGGAUCGGGCAUAAUGAGCGGAACGAAUCUUUCCCCCAUGGGCGGUACGAACCUGCCCGUGCUUAACCGGGAAAAGUAUAAGAAUCUGAUCGCUGGCAAGACCAAAUCGGGUUCCACGACGUCUUCGCACGCUGGCAGUCCCGUCGCCUCGAUGGAUCUUCCCUCUCCGAUGGGAACGCCCGGUAGUUCAUCCGGGUCCGGAUUGAAAUAUUCCAAACAUUCACCGGCCGGUGCCGUCAGUGGAUCUACGUCUGCAUCACCUUCUUUCAAUAGUAGUUCCAUGUCUAAUGCCGCUGUUGGGAGUGGUGGUAGUGCGACUGGUUUGCCCUUUGCGAUCCCAUCAGGUGCGGUGAGCAGCGGUGGUUCCUCGCUGGACAUUGUGGAUAUGCAGCAGAUAAUGAAAGAUCUCAAGGAGUUACAGGAGCUACAACAGCAUCACAAUGUCGGUGGAAACAAUGGCAGCAGUAACCGUAAAGUGCCGGAUACCUCAACGUUGCAGAACCAACAACAGCACCAGCAGCAGCACCAGCAGCAACCACCACAUAAUGCUGCACGUCCAUCGGAUUACUUUAUCGACUGUGAUAUGGAUGACGAUGGCGAAGAUCUGGUGUUCUCCAGGGACAACUACCCGUACGGUCCACCGUAACGCUACCUCUGUCUGCGAAGCCAAUUUGUCAAUCCCAAGUCAUCCGUAGCAUCUCAGUACGUCACUAGUGCCACUUGCCUGCUGCUCCUGCUGCUGCUGCUCCUGUUGUCAUCACCGAGAAACCUCAUUUCAUCUCAGUUCCUUUGCUCGUUCCAACUAGUUUUAUGUGCCGUUGGCGUUAUUCCUUGAUUUCGUUCGUUCAUUGGAGCAGAUUCCCCAAGCAAACUGCCAAAUGGCGAAGACGCAGGUACCAUACUCGUGGAUUGACCGACGGAUUGUAGCCGAAAGUAUUUUCGUUCCUUAUGAGGCAGGCAGCUGGAUAGGUCAUAACGAUCGUUGGUGGAUCCGGGCAGCAUUCAAGGAUUUCUUAAGCGGAUAAGUCAAGAGCAAUGCGUUGCGCUAGCUUAACCAUUCAGUUCAGCCUUUACCUUUCCAUUUCAAGACCUCAUUUGUGGGCGUGUAUGGUCAGUUUGUGGAAACAUUGCUCUCCAGACUACCGAACGCCUCUGGGAGCUUUUUUUGUGGUUUCACUUUAAAUCUAUUUAUCGCUAUUUUUUUUUCAUCCUUCUAUAUCUUUCCAAGACGUUUAGUGUCAUUUCGUUAGUUCUUUCACAAUCAACUACUAUGUUCCUCAUUCGCGCGCCGGUUUAUUAAACAGCCGCGUCUAACUGCACGGGAUGUACAGCAUUGUAAAUGAUGAGGAUAAAAAUGUUGUUUGUUAAACACAAUUCGAUGGCAUCAGCAACGAUAGCAGCAGAAGGAAAUUUGUUGUAAAACGAACUUAGUCAGUACUAGCUAGGUGUGUAUAUUGCGUGCGUGUAAGGUAAAUCGCAGUACGAGAAUGAAUAAAUCGAACCGAAAAUCUGAUGUCUACUCUCGGAUAACGGAAGAUCUAACUGGA
Anopheles aquasalis is the source of this 5721-nucleotide messenger RNA. RefSeq names its product yemanuclein (gene yem). Gene Ontology annotation, cellular component: nucleus. Lineage: Eukaryota; Metazoa; Arthropoda; Insecta; Diptera; Culicidae. Gene Ontology annotation, biological process: chromatin organization. The record is from RefSeq and is a predicted model, not a curated record.